UUUGCCGGUUUGGGUGCAGGUAAACGUUGCUUAUUACAGUCCAAAUACCUAAACGAGAAAAGCAGUCUUAUCCCCUCUCUAUCAUUUCAAUUCCACUACUGAGUCACCAAUCAAGCACCUUCAAUGGCUGCCGCUUCAGCCACAUUCAUCGCCGCCACCUUAUCCUCACUCACCGUCAACCCCCUCCGCCGCCAGCUGUCUCCUCCCACCUCCCACCGCCUCCAUACCUCCUCCUCGAAACCCCCUUUCUCUCUCCUCUCCAAACCCUCGCACAAACUAUCGCCCCCGCUAGCUAACUCCUCCGACCAAGACACGACAUUCUUCGACGCCGACGACCCCGACGAGGUCAACACGUUCAGCCCUCCAGAGCAGCCGGAGGGCUUCGUCCCACCGCCGUCGUUCGACGAGGGCCCGGAGAUGUCAGAGGAAGAAAUCGCCCGGGCCUACGAGGAGAUCUACGGGCCGGCCUACAGCGGGGAGUCCUAUCUCGGCAACGAUGUGUACGUGAUGGACUCGAAGCUGAAGAAGAAGAAUGUCCAGAAGGAGAAGGUGAGGGAUGGGUUCGAGGAGAGAGUCGUCCAAGUUCGGAGGGUGACCAAAGUUGUAAAGGGAGGCAAACAGCUGAAUUUCAGGGCAAUUGUGGUGGUUGGGGAUAAACAGGGCAAUGUUGGGGUUGGUGUUGGGAAGGCCACGGAAGUUGUGACGGCUGUGCAGAAAUCGGCUGUUAAUGCUAGAAGGAACAUAACUACCGUUCCCAUGACCAAGUACAAGACAUUUCCUCACAGGGCUGAGGCAGACUAUGGGGCAGCAAAGGUGAUGCUGAGGCCAGCAUCUCCUGGUACAGGUGUCAUUGCUGGGGGAGCUGUGAGAAUCGUGCUUGAGAUGGCUGGUGUUGAAAAUGCUCUUGGGAAACAAUUGGGCAGCAAAAAUGCCCUCAACAAUGCUCGGGCAACAGUUGUUGCAGUCCAGAAGAUGAGGCAAUUCAGGGAGGUCGCUGAAGAGCGUGGCAUCCCCAUGGAAGAAUUAUGGAAGUGACUUUUCGUUAUAUUUGCUACUUGUUCAUGGUAAUUGCUUACUGUCUCUUUCUUCAUUGUAGAGAACUCACAAGAAUUUUUUUGUAGAGCUUGUAUUUCUGAUGUGGUUGUAUUCAUGGAUUCUUGUUCAGCAACUUUGUUAUUUAUUCUGGCUUAUCAUAAUGCAGCAUUUGGUUUUACCUAGUUUUUUACCCAGUUGCAGGAUAGUUAACAAUCAAGGAAAAAAGAAAAAAAAAACGGAGAGAAAGUUAUACGCAUAAAGGCAAUUAUAAAGGCAAGAUUCCAGGAAAGAUAUUCGGUUGGCCUAUAAAGGCAAUUAUAAGCAACCGUGUGAUCUGUUUUAUCUUAGGCCAUUAGGGAUUUCUAGUUUCUUUGUGCCUCUAUAACGCUUUUCAAUAUAUAUGUGUACUUGUUAAUGGACUGAACCCAUCAGUCUCCGAAAGCUAUAAGAAAGCGGUCAUUGAAAUGGUAAUGCUCUUUUGAAAUACAGCGAAACUCUGGUUUGUUUUUCCAAAAAUGGUAUACUAGGAUGCAUACAGUGAAAUAUGAAACUGG
Messenger RNA from Striga asiatica, 1589 nucleotides. Lineage: Eukaryota; Viridiplantae; Streptophyta; Magnoliopsida; Lamiales; Orobanchaceae. The record is from the annotation of a GenBank genome assembly.